Molecule: messenger RNA, 1848 nt
Organism: Aureobasidium musti
Lineage: Eukaryota; Fungi; Ascomycota; Dothideomycetes; Dothideales; Saccotheciaceae
Source: the annotation of a GenBank genome assembly
AUGAGUGCUGCAAAGCUGUUCUUGGUCGCUGGCUUGCUUGCCAGUGGUUCAUAUGCCUCGCCUAUUCAAGCAAGAACUCCUUAUGCUGUCAAAGAUUCACACUUUGUGCCUUCCAAAUGGAGACAGGUUGCUCCUGCCCCUUCGACUCACAACAUUGAUCUUCGUAUUGCCGUAAAGCAAAACCAAUUCGCCGAGUUGGAGAGUCAUCUAUACGAGGUUUCUGACCCCGACCACUCGCGCUACGGCCGACACCUGAGCGAGCUUGACGUCAAGAAGCUUGUACAACCUGCCGAGGAUUCAUUGGCCUUGGUCCACGAGUGGCUGGCCGACAAUGGCAUCGAGACGAGUCAUCUCUCUUACAGUGCCGCAAAGGACUGGAUCAAGGUUUCCCUGCCUGUACACCGCAUCGAAAGUCUGCUCGACACCAAGUACAGUGUCUACCGCCAUGAGGAUGGCUCAGAGACCGUUCGUACGCCAGAGUGGUCUCUUCCUGUCCACCUUCACGAGCACAUUGACACUAUCCAACCCACCAACUCGUUCUUCCGCAGCACGCCCAAGGCUGUGUCUCUUGAGGUCAACAAGGUUGGUGGCAGCUACUCCAAGGACGUCAUGUAUCACCAGGACCCCAAUGUCACUUCGAUCUGCCACACUCGUGGUGUCACCCCUCUGUGCAUGAGAACCCUGUACGAGACAAUCGACUACGUUCCCCAGUCCGCUGGCAAGAACAAGAUGGCUCUUGCCAACUACCUUGGCGAGACCAACAACCGUUCCGACACUUAUCUCUUCCUCGACAAGUUCCGUCCUGAGGCCAAGGAAGCAGCCUAUACCUUCCAGUUCGAUGUCAUCAACAAUGGUAGCACAUCACAAGAGGUCGUACACACCAGCAUUGAUGUAGAAGGUGACCUUGAUGUUGAGACCAUGUUGGGAGUUGGCUGGCCCACUCCUCUAACUGCUUACGCUGUUGGUGGCUCUCCUCCAUUCAUUCCUUCUAACGGUACCACUACCGAUACCAACGAGCCCUACCUCGACUGGCUCCAACACGUUCUUGCACAAUCAGACGACACCCUGCCUCAGGUUGUCUCUACAUCCUACGACGACGAGGAGCAAACCGUUCCUCCCUCCUACGCCAAGCGUGUCUGCGAAGACCUCGCUCAACUCGGUGCUCGUGGUGUAUCCGUCUUCUACGCAUCAGGCGACAGCGGAGUAGGCACUUCAGGCACCUGUACCGCCAACAACGGCAGCGGAGCCAAACGUUUCAUCCCCGAGUUCCCUUCCACAUGUCCCUACAUCACUUCCGUGGGCGCAACCAUGGACUUUAAUCCUGAAGUAGUCGCUUACCACUCUUCUGGCUUUGCAUCUGGCGGUGGUUUCUCUGAUCUCUUCCCUCGUCCGGCAUACCAAGAUAAGGCUGUUAAGGCUUAUCUCAAGACCCUGNGCGAUAGAGAUGCUGCAUACUUUAAUGCUAGCGGUAGAGCAUAUCCCGACAUUUCCGCACAGGGAAGUUACUUCGCUACAGUGUGGAACGGAACCGAGACACUCGUGUCCGGCACCUCUGCUUCUACUCCAUUGUUUGCUGCUAUUAUCGCUCUUGUCAAUGACGCCCUAAUCGCCAAUGGCAAACCCACCCUUGGCUUCCUAAACCCCUGGCUUUACAAGAAAGGAUACCGUGCCUUCACAGACAUCACCAGCGGUUCAGCAGUUGGAUGCUCUGAGAUUGGCGAUGGCAAAGGUUUCCCUGCUGUUAAAGGCUGGGACCCUGUCAGCGGAUUCGGUACCCCUAAGUUCAGAGACAUUGUGCACCUUUUGGGCGCACACGGAUUCUGGAAUCAUACCGGAGGCUUCAGCUAA